CUCCCUCUCCCUCUCUCUCUCUCUCUCUCUCUCUCUCUCUCUCUCCUCACACGAAGAGCAAGUUGCAACAGGAACUCAACUUCUUAAAUCUCAUCUCGGAGACCUGCAUCCCAAAGCGGUGCAAUCAGCUCUGAAGCCCGGCGCGACGGAGCAGAUCUCUGGACGUGUUUUACAAUGGGUCCGGAUCUCGCGUUACGAUCCAUCGGAGGAGGAAAGCUCAAGUUUACGCUAAACGCGUUACGCUAGACGAUCCGCGCUGCAGAUGGAUGUUCAGAGACGUGCACCGGUUUAUCCGACAGUUUAUGAGAACGCUCGCAACGCGUCGUUUGCAAGUUUAGCGCGAUGUGGAAACGCGAGGCUUGUUUUUGACUUCUGCCCACGAUCCGACGGUUCGGCUGACCUUUACGUAACUAUGAUUUAACUGAAGGCGCGUUCGUCUGCGAUCUUGCCCGCGAGCAUCAUCCGUGGAAAGCACCUGGAGGACUCCAUCAGCGGCUACAGCAUCACCAAUGGCGUGAUCAUCCGGUUCACUGUCUUUGCAAUGGAUGAUAAAUCCAACAAACUCCUUUUAGUUCCCGUUUUGACCGUUUUGUUUGUCAUGAUCGGCUAUCAGUACAUCUGUCCAGCGGGGAGCACGUCUUGUCGGUUCGGCAACGGAGAGAGUUUCCCGUUCUCGGUGUAUCCGGCAGACGUCAAGAGAGAGUCUCCGGAUUCGGACGAGGACGCCCCGUUCAGAUUCCCGUCCAAAUUCAACUUCACGCGCGAGGACCUCUAUCGCCACGUGGAUUUCGACAUCAAGGGGAACGACGUGAUCGUGUUCCUCCACAUCCAGAAGACCGGAGGAACGACGUUCGGGAGGCACCUGGUGCGCAACAUCCACCUGGAGCGACCGUGCGACUGCCGCUCCGGACAGAAGAAGUGCACGUGUCACCGGCCCGGUAAAGCGGAGUCGUGGCUCUUCUCGCGCUUCUCCACGGGAUGGAGUUGCGGUCUCCACGCGGACUGGACCGAGCUCACGAACUGCGUCCCCGCUGUGAUGAAUAAAAAGCAAAAGAAAGACGCGCCAUUGAACAGGCGGAACUUCUACUACAUCACCAUGCUGCGAGACCCUGUGUCACGUUACCUGAGCGAAUGGAAGCACGUGCAGCGCGGUGCCACCUGGAAGACUUCGCUUCACAUGUGUGACGGCCGGUCGCCCACACAGGACGAACUGCCCACCUGCUAUAACGGAGACGACUGGUCGGGGGUCACCCUGCAUGAGUUCAUGGACUGCCCUUCAAACCUGGCCAACAACCGGCAGGUGCGUAUGCUGGCCGAUCUCAGCCUGGUGGGCUGCUACAACCUCUCCACCAUGAACGAGAGCGAGCGCAACCCUAUUCUCCUGGCCAGCGCCAAGAGCAACCUGAAGAACAUGGCUUUCUACGGCCUGACCGAGUUUCAGCGCAAGACGCAAUACCUGUUCGAGCGCACUUUCCGCCUGCAGUUCAUUUCCGCCUUCACGCAGAUCAACAGCACGCGUGCCGCCAACGUUGAGCUGCGUGACGACAUGCGCAGACGCAUUGAGCUGCUCAAUUUCCUGGAUAUGCAGUUGUACGAGUUCGCCAAGGAACUUUUCCUGCAGAGAUACCAGUUCAUCCGUCAGCGUGAGCGGCAGGAGGAGAGGUUGAAGAGGCGAGAAGAGAGACGCUGGCUCAGGGAGCGCAGAGUCAACCAGAACAAACAGCCCGGUGUGGAAAACCAACCUCAGGUCACCACAACCGAGGACUAUGCCAGCCAAGUGGUCCAUUGGUGAUACCUCUUGGAAACGUGCACUAGAACACAGAGAACAUAAUGGAUCACUUGAGGAAGAGUAGGGCACAGUUUGGGCUCUGUCUAGCACUCUAACGAGGGUUUUUUUUAGUCAUGAAGCCUGUUGCACUGCAAAAAAAGCAUUGCCUUGAGCAGUAUUUUUGAAAGAUUUCCAGGGGGGAAAAAUAAUAUCAGUUACAUAAGAAGUAAAGUAAAAUAAAUAAGUAAAAAAAAUCACACUUAGAUUUAUUUUCAACAUUAAAAUUACUUUUACUGCUUAAAUCAACACAUACAUGCACAAAUUAACAUACGUGAACUCUUAUUUGAAGAUACAAUAACUUAAUUUUGGGUUGGUACUUUUUAAAAUGUUUUUAAAGGCUGUCAUCAGUAAACCAGCUCCUUCUUCAGAACUACAGUAAAAGCAGCAAUUUUGUGAAAUAACAUAAUAACAAUAAUUUUCUAUUUAGAUAUAUUCCUGUAAAAGCCGAAUAUCAACCGCCAUUACUUUUGUCUUGAUCCUUCAGAAAUCAUGUGCAAAUCUGGUGCUCAAGAAACAUUCCUGGUACUGUCAAUGUUGAAAACAACUGUGCAGCUUAAUAUCAUUGUGUUUUUUUAAUUCUUUCAUUUAUAUAAAAUUCAAAAGAGCAGUAUUAAUUCGAAACAGACUAGAAAUAGAAUUUUGUAACAUUAUAAACAUCUUGUCUCUUUUGAUUCAUUUACUGGGUCCUUGCUGAAUAAGUAUUAAUAAGUAUUAAUUUCAUUUAACAUUAACAUUUGAAAAUUCAACGAGAAGUGUUGAUCAUUUGCUUUGCACAAUAUGUAUUAGAUGAAAUAGAGCUGUCAUUGUGCACGGUGCAACUACAGAUCCAUUUUCAGUAAUUAACAUUUUUACAUUAAUUGCAUUCAGCACUCACAUUUAGUUUGAUAUUUUUACUGUAAAACACGGCAAAAAUACUGCUUAAGAAAAUCAUUUUUGCAGUGUGUGUGCACAUUUUUUUUUCUGCAGAUUCCUUGCAGAAUGCAGGAUCUGUGCUCAUUCGCCAAGCAACCUCCACCGUCUUUGUGAAGGAUCAACAAACCCCACACCACAGAGUUAUAGAAAGCUAUAGCCCUGAAAAAGUGAAGGGAGCACACUUAAGAUGUGUUCUUGCUUUCAAAAUCACUAGGCAGUGGAUGAAGUAAAAUGUUGACAAGUUUUUAAUGCUCAGGCCUUUUGCCAGUAAAGAUUCUCAGUAGACUCUCUCUCUCUCUCUCUCUCUCUCUCUCUCUCUCUCUCUCUCUCUUUUUUUUUUUUAAGGAGCAAGCUUGCAGCAUGGAGACAGUUUGUACUGAGAAUCUCUAGUCUCUAGUAGUUUCUCAAUGAUAUGUCGUACAAUUCAGGGUUAGCAGAUUCCCUCACAACAAGAGCCUCAUCUGUGACACAGUAGCAGAGACUUGUUGCUACCGUAAACACUACAUGGUAUUUAAAAUGCUUUUUCUUCAUUGUUUUGUCAAGUAUUAUUUAUUGGUGUAUGAGUUGCACAAGAAGAACGUUAAAAAAAUAAAUUAAAUGCAAUGCAAGUAAAAGUAUAAACUAAACAGACAGAGUUGAGAGAUUAUGUAUAUAAUGAAUGCAAAAAAAGAAAAAAGUUAAAAAUAGCACAGUUGGAAUGUGAAAACACUUCAUGUAUGUACGUCCCCUAAAGGUGAAAAAUUCACAUCACACAAAAAAAACAAAAAAGAUUGCACACAGUUGUUCAAAGUUCAAUUUCUUGUCUCAUUAGUUCACAUCUGACCUAAAAUAGAGCAGCAUAAAGACUUUAGGAUUAUUUGAAAACAGGAUUAAUCAAAUACAAAAUGCAUUAUGCAGCAAGAGAAGUAUGUUUUUUUCAGGAAGAUUGAAUGAAUGGCUGAGUAUUUUGUUUCUUCUCCAGUGCUGUUUCACACAUUUCUGUAGUCCGUCCACCCUAAAACUUUCUGAAGCCAGAACGUCCAAGUCACAGGGAAUGAAGCGCUUGUGGUCUUUACGUCCUUAAACCAUCGGCGCUUUAAAAGCAGAUCUUUUUCUGGUCUGUGCUUUGUGGCACCUUUUAAAAACUAGAUCCACAGAUGCUGUGUGCAAAUGAAUAAAAGAUACGAACCCUGCUGAUGCAAAUCACAUCUGGAAAAAACGUUUUCUAUCUCCAAAAGCAAAUAAACGAUCUUUAUUGCUCAUUGUGGUUAUGGAGAACAUGGGAAUGCUAGCUUUAAAGAUCAAAGUUUUGGAAUGCAGUACCAGAAAUGUAUGAUUGCAGACCAAAAAAAGACUAGAAGUUUACUGUUUUUGAAGUUUUGUUUUCUUUUUACAUGUUGUUUUAUAUGUUUUAACUUGAAUCUGUGCUGCUAAAUGUUUUUUUCUAAUUUGAGCCUUUGUGUGAGGCCAGAAGACCUGAGGUUAUGUACCAAUGCAAGUUUGUGUGUAUUUGUAUGUGUGUGUGUGUUCUGAAAUGAAUAUAAGUGUUGCAAUGUGAUUUAAUUGCUUUAUUCACUUAAGUGCAAUAUGAUAUUAAACAUAACCCCUUAUGGGAAAUACAGAUGUUAAUAAGUCUGUACAUUUCGCUGUUUUGGCUUGUUCGAUAAAUAUUGCUUUUAUUUUAGCCCCAAUAUUGUUAAUAUUGUUCAUACAAUUACAUAAAGUAAAAUAACAAAUACCACAAGGACAAUUUGACGAUAAAAGCGAUGCUCAAAUACCUAAAAUUCGUAAUUAUGUUGAUCACAGGCCGAAACAUUAAGCAUUUGUUCAUGCUGCAUGUUUCACGUUUCGAUUAAGUGUCAGUUCUGCUCAGAGGUCAGAGGUCAUUUGUUUGCAGGUGCCAUUUGGUGUGAUAUUUUGUAUCUAACAUAAUUGUAUUUUUUAAAGAAAGCGUGGGUUAAGUGUCCAAAUGGGGAAAAAUCUCUGUUACUGUGAUUCAACCACUAGAGGGCAGACAAACUCCACCAAUGUUUUACUGUUUCUCAUUCUUUACACAGGGUUAAGAAUAUUGUGUAUGAACAACUUGAAAAUUGCAUUGAUUUUUUUACAUUCCAUUUAAGUAUUUACCUUUUUUUAAAAUGUUAUACAUCCAAGCAAUUUUUGCAUGUUUAAAAAAAUAAUGUCCACUUACACAAGAUAAUGUCGUCUUUAUUUAUUUAUUUAUUAAUUCUAUGCCAUGGCGGUCCCCUCUACUGACCAGCCCUAAUGCUCGCUUUACCUCAGUACUAUUGGUUGUAGAAUAUCUUAUAUAUAUUUUUAUCUUGUG
Molecule: messenger RNA, 5045 nt
Organism: Puntigrus tetrazona (Sumatra barb)
Lineage: Eukaryota; Metazoa; Chordata; Actinopteri; Cypriniformes; Cyprinidae
Product: heparan-sulfate 6-O-sulfotransferase 3-B-like
Exons: 2
Coding region: 542-1792 (416 amino acids)
Cellular component (GO): membrane
Molecular function (GO): heparan sulfate 6-sulfotransferase activity
Source: RefSeq, a predicted model, not a curated record